Molecule: messenger RNA, 873 nt
Organism: Protobothrops mucrosquamatus (brown spotted pit viper)
Lineage: Eukaryota; Metazoa; Chordata; Lepidosauria; Squamata; Viperidae
Gene: PUSL1
Product: pseudouridine synthase like 1
Exons: 8
Coding region: 1-867 (288 amino acids)
Biological process (GO): tRNA pseudouridine synthesis
Molecular function (GO): RNA binding; pseudouridine synthase activity
Source: RefSeq, a predicted model, not a curated record
AUGAACUGUACCAAAACUCGCUACUUAAUAUUCUUCCAAUACUUCGGGGCCAAAUAUAGCGGUGUGAAGGCUCUGCCCUCCGGCAUGUCGGCUGUUGGUGUGGAAAAUCACCUGGAGAAGGCUGCAGAAAACCUCAGAGCAUCCGAGCCCAUCAAAUUUGUCGUCUCCAGCCGGACAGACGCUGGGGUGCAUGCCCUCUGCAACACUGCCCACCUGGAUGUCCAGAGGAAGGAGGGGCAGCCCCCCUUCUCCGAAGACGUCCUCGUCCAGGUGCUCAACAAGCAUCUCCUUUCAGAGCCCAUCCGCGUUCUGAGCGCUUGCAGGGUUUCUAGCAACUUCCACGCCCGCUUCUUGGCCCGAGCCAGGACCUACGUGUAUCGGGUGGCCACAGGCUGCACAGCCUAUUCUGACCUGCCGGUCUUUGAACGGGAUCUCUGCUGGGCAAACUGGCGUGGCCACCUGAACCUGGCCGCCAUGCAGGAAGCAGCCACGUUUCUGAUGGGCACCCACGACUUCUCCACCUUCUGCUCGGCCAGCUCAGAGAUGCCGGUGAGAAGCCCCAUCAAGAGCCUGAACUGGGUGGAGGUGAGGCCCGCCCGGGGCUUCCUUUCCGAGCACAGCCAGGACAGCAACCUGAAGUUUUGGGAACUGGAAUUUGUAAGCCGAUCUUUCCUGUACAAACAGGUGCGGCGAAUGGUGGGGGCGUUGGUAGCCGUGGGUCAGAACCGGUUACAACCGCAUCACAUCAAGGAACUCCUAGCGGCCCGGGACUUGAUGGCUUAUCCCCACAACACCAUUGCGCCCCCAGACGGACUCUUCCUCAAGCAUGUCGAGUACUACAAAAGUGAUUUAGAGACAGAAGAUUGAAAUGGA